This is a messenger RNA of Plodia interpunctella (Indianmeal moth), 2413 nucleotides long. Its product is annotated as probable 4-coumarate--CoA ligase 1. Lineage: Eukaryota; Metazoa; Arthropoda; Insecta; Lepidoptera; Pyralidae. Gene Ontology annotation, molecular function: long-chain fatty acid-CoA ligase activity. Gene Ontology annotation, biological process: long-chain fatty acid metabolic process; fatty-acyl-CoA biosynthetic process. The coding region runs from base 56 to 1843 and encodes 595 amino acids. The record is from RefSeq and is a predicted model, not a curated record. The transcript is spliced from 9 exons.
GGCCGACACAUUAACACACUGACGCUCCGCGCGCUCGCAUCCAGACGCCACGAGAAUGUCACAUUUGAAAGUUAUACGCGGCAAUUUUGCGCGGCAACUCUUAAAUAUCGCGCCUAAAAAAAGUGCAAAGAAAACUAAAUUGAACAGGGUGUUUUCACAGACGACACAGCCAUGUAUUUUGAGUAGACACUUUGCUACCCAAACUGUACCUGACUUGGACACGAAAAAAUGUAUGAACUCUCCUUGGGGCGAAAUACAAGUUGGAAAUGAAACACUGACAGAUUUUAUUUUUGAAGAUUUUGAAUUAUGGGCGGACAAGCCAGCGGUGACAUGCGGCGUGUCCGACCGCGGCUACGAGUACGGCAUGCUGCGCAUGAUGAUCGAGCGAUGCGCAAACGCAUUGCUCGGGCCCGUGCGCCUGAGUCCCGGCGAGCGCAUCGGCCUCAUCCUGCCGAAUAUUCCCGAAUUCGCUGCCCUCAUUUACGGCGCCAUGCGGGCUGGCUUAGUUGUGACCUUUGCCAACCCUUUGUAUACAGCUGACGAAGUAAAGCGCCAGUUCUCUGACUGCAACGUGAAGGCGAUAGCCACCAUAGAGAUGUUCAUGCCGGUGGCGAAGGAAGUCGGCGCUUCGCUUCCGGACUAUAAGGGAACCAUUUGGGUUGGCGGGGAAGACGAUAGUACCCAAGGAAUCUUCGGGCUCCGUUCCCUGCUCAUGGGCGACCAUAAGGCAGACUUGCCGACAGUGAACGCCGACGAUGUCUGUCUCAUCCCCUACUCCAGUGGUACCACCGGUAUGCCCAAAGGAGUGAUGCUGACACACAAGAAUCUGGUAUCUAACAUCAAGCAGGUGCAAGUGCCCAAGAUCAUGAAGUAUGGCGGGGAGAAAGGAAAAUGUGACGUGGUUUUGACUGUACCCCCAUUCUUCCAUAUUUAUGGAUUCAACGGGAUUUUGAAUUACAAUUUGAGGCUCGGGUUCCACCUUGUUUCCAUGCCGAGGUUCACAUCUGAAGAUUACCUGAAAUGCUUAGUAAAAUACCAACCAGACACCCUAUUCGUAGUGCCCUCGCUCCUAGCGUUCCUCGCGACCCACCCGCUGGUGAAGAAGGAACAUCUUCAGUCAGUCAGCACCAUCAUGGUGGGAGCCGCCCCCACUACCGAUAGUAUGCUAGAGAAGUUCCUGCUCAAGGUCGAUAAGACUAAGGAGGAGAUCACACUUUUGCAAGGGUACGGCAUGACGGAGAGCUCGCCGGUGACGCUGAUGACGCCGUACGUGUACCCGUUCAGCAAGGUGGGGUCGGUGGGGCAGCUCGUCUGCAGCACGCAGGGCCGCGUGCUGUCGCUCUCCGGCGGGGACAUGCUGGGCCCGCACAAGUCGGGGGAACUUCUGCUGAGGGGCCCGCAGGUGAUGAAAGGCUACUGGAAAAACGAGGCGGCUACCAAGGAAACCAUCGACAGCGAAGGCUGGCUGCACACGGGCGACGUCGCGUACUAUGAUGAGGACCACUACUUCUACAUCGUCGACCGCACGAAGGAGCUCAUUAAAGUCAAGGGAAAUCAGGUAUCCCCCACGGAAAUAGAGAGCGUGAUAAUGGAGCAGCCGGAGGUGGCGGACGUGGCGGUGGUGGGGAUGCCGGACGCGCUGGCCGGGGAGGUGCCCAAGGCCUUCGUCGUGCUGAAGCCCGGCCACACGCUCACCGAACACCAGGUCACCGACCUCGUCGCCCAGAAACUCACCAAGUACAAACAUCUGCAGGGAGGAGUCGCCUUCAUUGACGCCAUCCCGAGGAACGCCGCUGGCAAAAUCAUGAGGAACGAACUUAAAGUGUUCGGCAAGAAGAAAUAAUCACACUCUUAAUAGUAGCUUUGAAAAUUGUGUUUUGUGAUGUUAGUUUAUAUAAUUUACAUAUACAGUAUCACGUCUUUAUCCCUAAUGGGGUGGACAGAGUCGGGAGGCUCGUAGGCCAUGUUUGGUGCAUAGCGGGCCUAUUGAUGGAAUUGAGAUUCUCAAAAAGGCAAGAGGAUCGCCCAUAGUGCAGGAGAAAUUACUACAGUUUAUAGCCGUUUCUCUUUAUUUACUUUUACAAUCUGCAUGAAAAGCAAUUGGAUUACAAAAGCUUUGAUUUAUUUACGGAUUAUAACUCGAGGCAUAUGCAUUGUAUAUGCAAUAUACUGAUAUCUAAGUGGUGAUAUUGUAUUUUACUUAUAGUGAUUAUCUAAAGUUAUUUAUAGUGUUUUAAUAUGGUGAUAUAGUUUCUAUUGUAAAUACCUAAAAUUUGUAAAUAGGUGGAUAGUACAAUGUAGUUAUUAAGGUUUAGGAUUUCUAUAUUAGAAAUGUUUUAUUUUUUAUAUUAUAUAGUUAAAUUAUAAUUGUUAUUAUAUUUAGCAUAAAUAUUAAAGUUUUAUAAAAAUAAAA